GCCAUCCGUCAUUCAGAUUUCCUUCCCCCAUUCUUUCCUAGUUUCCUGACUUGUUCUGACGUGAUGCCCUUUCGUUUUCAACUCGCGCUCCGCCGCGCCGCUUAAACCCUCGCCUCGCGCGACUCCAGGCUCCGCCGCCGUCCUCCCCAGUGGGGUGCCGCAGUCACAGAGGCCGCAUCUUUUCCUACAGUGGCUCGAUAAACCUCUCGUCUUCUGGCGCUACUUCCUCCUCCACUCACCCUCUGCACGUCCACAGUAUAUAGACCGCUAAGCACUGCCCGAAAGCUCUAAGCAUGCGCGACAAGCAACCUGCCUCUUAGUUUCAACACAUUGGCAACGAUAGUUCUCCCAUCGCGCCCCGUCCACCCUUCCUUGGUCCUCCGUGUUUCACGCCCCAGCUAUGGCGCAUUCACGCGGUAACACCGUCACCACUACCCGCAAGGGCAGCAAACCCAUCCCGCUCCUACUGCUGCUCUCCGUUGUCCUCGCUAUUAGCCUCUCCUACAGCAGCCUCGCAAGCGCGCAGACCAUAAAGGUGCCGCAGGAGUCCGCGCUGCUGAGCCUCAAGACAGCCUUCGGGUACUUCACGGGCAGCAGCACGUGGCGCGCGGGGAGGAGCUGCGCGCAAUGGCUGCGCGUGUCGUGCAACUCCGCGGGGGACGUGCUCCGCCUGAACUUCUCUUCCGCCAGCAUGCGCUGGAAGACCGCGGGGAUCCCCAUGGCGCUCACCAACCUCACCAACCUCGACACGCUUAUCCUCGCUAAUAACGAGAUCGUCGCGCCGAUCCCGUGGUACUUAUCGAAGCUGCCUAAGCUGAAGUACCUCGAUAUAAGCAACAACACGUUCUACGGCGGGACGAACCAGAUCUGGGCGCUCACCAAGCUCACCUUCCUCGACCUUUCCAAGACGCUUCUCCGCGGCGCGCUGCCGCCCGCGAUCGGCGGAUUGGUCAAUCUCGUGGCGCUCAACGUCAGCGACUCGUACUUUUCUGGAUCAAUCCCCGACGCGCUCUCUAGCCUGACGAACCUGCAGGCGAGCCGCCUGGACCGCUGCUUCUUCACCGCCCUCCCCGCUGCUCUUCCCGAGCUAGCGUCUGGUACGCUCACCUUCAGCGCAUCAGGAAACCUAAUCUCCGACAUCCCCGUCACCUUCCCCGCGUCUUCCGCCACCGUUGACACGCUGGACCUCUCGUCCAAUCGCAUCGCUUCCCUCCCGACGGAAAUCUCCCUCAUGAGCGAGCUGCGCCAGCUCAACCUGGGCAACAACCAGCUCAGCAUCACGCUCUCUGACGUCACGUGGGGCGAGUUCCUGAGCCUGGAGGGGCUGUACCUGGGGUGGAACGAGAUCACGGGUUCAAUUCCCGUCGAAAUGGGCGAUCUGUCCAACCUCAAGGCGCUGCAGCUGCAGAACAACAGCCUCUCCGACGCAGUCCCCGAUGAGAUUGGGCUGCUGGCGAAUCUGACGUCCCUGGAUCUGAGCAGCAAUGGCUUCACGGGCGAUCUCCCCGCCAGCCUCAACGACCUCUCCUUCCUGCUCCGCCUCGUGCUGGCUAACAAUGAGUUCACUGGCCCGCUGCCCCAGCCCGUGCUGGGAGCCAAUAGCAAGUUCUUUUUGGAUGCCCGGAACAACUCGUUCUCGGGGUCGCCGCGCGUGAAGGGCAUCUGCCCGAACGCACGCCCGGCGAAGCUGCUGGUGGCGGGGAACUGCCUGGACGACGAGGUGGGGUGCCACACGGACCAGAACGUGUGCAAUCCGUGAGAGGGCGGGCGGUGCAAGGCGCAGAGAGUGGCGCUCUGCUGCACGCCACGGCUUUUUAGUGGAGCUGAUAGUGGGGUGCAAGACACAACGAGUGGCCGAGCUUGCUGUGGCAUUUUGGUGUUGUUGUGGUGAUUCGUAGUUGCACUCGUGUCCGUGACGAUCGUUUGGGAGGGGGGGUGAGCAAGAGGUGUGCAUACGGGCCAUGGCAGGUGGAGAGGGGAGAGCUGUGGCUCGUGUCCACACCAUUCGGUGCUCAGGGAAUAACCAGCAGCUUGCUAGAAGCGACUGGGAAGGGGUGGGCAGGGCAGUACGUUCAGUGGGAAACUCUUUCAUGCUGUGGCAGAAAGUUUAUGGGGGCGAUGAUGGACCUAGCUGCAUAGCUUUGGUUGGGAAAGAAAGCAUAUGCCUGCGGUCAUUAUGAUUUACGAGUACCUUUUGUGAAUUGGUGGGAUAAUUGGUGGCUUUGGUUCAUUCCAGCCUACUGAAUGAACUUGCCGGUAUGACACCACUUUGAGAAGAUGGACUUUCGGUGUUCUAUUACACGAGACAAGAAUGCAUUUACUUAGAUUUGGAUAGGGUAUAAUAUUCCUCACGUGUUUCUUCAAUCUCAUGUAGUCUAU
Closterium sp. NIES-67 is the source of this 2379-nucleotide messenger RNA. Lineage: Eukaryota; Viridiplantae; Streptophyta; Zygnematophyceae; Desmidiales; Closteriaceae. The record is from the annotation of a GenBank genome assembly.